Messenger RNA from Pieris napi, 1692 nucleotides. It is a transcript of the gene Eno, whose product is annotated as enolase. Lineage: Eukaryota; Metazoa; Arthropoda; Insecta; Lepidoptera; Pieridae. The transcript has 8 exons. Bases 166 to 1467 code for a protein of 433 amino acids. Gene Ontology annotation, molecular function: phosphopyruvate hydratase activity; magnesium ion binding. Gene Ontology annotation, biological process: glycolytic process. The record is from RefSeq and is a predicted model, not a curated record. Gene Ontology annotation, cellular component: phosphopyruvate hydratase complex.
UUUCGAUGGUACAGAUGAACGUCUCUAACUUCACCUUGUGAAGGUCAAAGGACAGUAGCCGGCGAAUUUCAGUGGGUAUUGCACAUCUUCGGCAAAGGUUAAAGAAGUCAAAUUAAUUAGAAGCAACUGAUUUUAUUAGCAGGUCUCCGAAUUUACACUUCCAAGAUGCCAAUCACUUCGAUUAAAGCUCGUCAGAUCUUCGACUCUCGCGGCAACCCCACAGUGGAGGUUGACCUAGUGACUGAGCUGGGGCUUUUCCGAGCGGCUGUACCGUCAGGUGCAUCGACGGGUGUCCAUGAAGCCCUUGAAUUAAGAGACAAUGUGAAGGGUGAAUACCAUGGGAAAGGGGUUCUGACUGCAAUUAAGAACAUCAAUGACAUAAUUGCACCUGAAUUGCUUAAACAAAGCUUUAAUGAAACCCAGCAAAAGGAGAUUGAUCAGUUCAUGAUCAAGCUUGAUGGCACUGAGAAUAAGUCAAAAUUUGGUGCAAAUGCCAUCUUGGGUGUGUCUCUGGCUGUAGCUAAGGCUGGUGCUGCUAAAAAGGGUGUUCCUCUUUACAAGCACUUAGCUGAUUUGGCUGGAAACAAAGACAUUGUUCUUCCAGUCCCUGCCUUUAAUGUCAUUAAUGGCGGAUCACAUGCUGGAAACAAACUUGCCAUGCAGGAGUUCAUGAUUUUGCCCACUGGUGCAUCAUCAUUUAGUGAGGCUAUGCGUAUGGGCUCAGAAAUCUACCACCAUCUGAAGAAAAUCAUCAAAGAAAAAUUUGGCUUAGACUCAACUGCUGUGGGUGAUGAGGGUGGUUUUGCCCCUAACAUUCAGAACAACAAGGACGCUUUGUACCUUAUUCAAGAUGCUAUUCAGCAGGCGGGCUACACUGGAAAGAUUGAAAUUGGUAUGGAUGUAGCAGCAUCAGAAUUUUUCAAGAAUGCAACAUAUGAUCUUGAUUUCAAGAAUCCCAAGUCAAACCCUACUGACUACCUCUCAUCAGAAAAAUUAGCCGAUGUCUACCUUGACUUCAUCAAGGACUUCCCCAUGGUCUCUAUUGAAGACCCCUUUGACCAAGAUGACUGGUCGGCAUGGAGUAACUUCACUGCCCGAACAUCAAUCCAGAUUGUUGGAGACGAUCUUACAGUAACGAACCCAAAACGCAUUGCAACUGCUGUAGAAAAGAAAGCCUGUAACUGUCUUCUCCUGAAGGUCAAUCAAAUUGGUAGUGUCACUGAAUCCAUUGAUGCUCACUUGCUGGCCAAGACUAAUGGAUGGGGCACAAUGGUUUCUCAUAGGUCUGGAGAGACUGAGGACACUUUUAUUGCUGAUCUUGUUGUGGGUCUUUCUACUGGCCAGAUCAAGACAGGUGCUCCAUGCAGAUCCGAGCGGUUGGCCAAGUAUAACCAAAUUCUCCGUAUCGAGGAGGAACUUGGUGCAGCAGCCAAGUAUGCUGGCAAGAACUUCCGCAGACCGGUCUAAACUCCCUUACAUUGUUUUAUCAUUGAAUAUUAGUGUGGCACAAUAGUGGUACUUUAAGUACCAACAUGUGUAUUCCUGUUUCUGCAUUAUAACAGACUUAGAUUGUAUAUUAUAUAGGAAAAAAUUGCAUCUCUAAUUUUUGAUUGUGUAGAGUAUGUGAUGUAUGUAUGAUUAUUUAUUUAUAAGUUUAAGGCGUUUUCAAAAGUCAAUAAAGUCUGUAUUAUU